UCCUAGCGGCCGCGCUGUUCACACCAAAGCGCUCAGAAAGAGCGUGAGAGAGAGAGACGGGGAGAGAGAGGAGGAUGUUGAACUGUAGUGUGACUGUACGUUUAUUGGAGCUGUAUUACCGGCUGCGCACAUGGGGCUUUUGAAAGCCGGUUUUCUGAAGGAUAAAACAACUUUUUGGGGCGCGCGCGUGAAAGUUGAAGGCGGGUUUCCUGGUUGUCCUCGAGCGCAGACAUCCUCGCUGAAGAUUUGAAAGGUGCCUGAGACGCCUCUCAAGGAAAGCGUAGAUGUGCGCUUAAUUUUUGUUUCCAUUUCUUCAGUCUGGACUUUAAUUCCUGCCCCGAAAGACUCUGAAGAGCUCCGGCUCGUCACACAGCAGAAAUUGCGGAUGAACUCACCGGACAAGCUGGGAUAAUAUUUCCUCAAAGAGCCGAGAGUUUGGAGGCUGGAUGAGCAGCUCCGGGUGAACUACUAUUAAAUGGAUCCUCUGUGUGUUUGGACACUGAAACUGGCUUUUGUCAGUGAGUAGGACAGUGUUGGGAGCUGUCCAUCACUCCCAGAGCCGGUGGAGCGGACUUGAGCGCAGUCUUCACCUAUUUUUGCCCCCGCAGUGAAUUAGAGGAUUUGCGCGACCGCUGUGGAUGUUUUAAUAUGCGAGGAUGGGUCCGCUAGCGUUCAUCCUUGUUAGUGGAUUACUGUACUUUCAAGCUGAUGGAUCCCGUCUGCGCCAGGAGGACUCCCCGCCCCGGAUUGUGGAGCACCCCUCUGACCUGAUCGUAUCCAAAGGGGAGCCCGCCACUCUCAACUGUAAAGCGGAGGGUCGGCCCACCCCGACAGUGGAGUGGUACAAAGACGGGGAGCGGGUGGAAACGGACAAAGACGACCCACGUUCACACCGCAUGCUGCUUCCGACAGGCUCGCUUUUCUUCCUGCGCAUCGUUCACGGACGACGGAGCAAACCCGACGAGGGAGCCUAUGUCUGCGUGGCCCGGAACUACCUGGGAGAAGCCGUCAGCCGUAAUGCGUCCCUGGAAGUAGCAUUGCUGCGAGAUGACUUCAGGCAGAAUCCUACUGAUGUGGUGGUGGCGGCAGGAGAGCCAGCAAUACUUGAAUGUGUCCCUCCCAGAGGUCAUCCUGAACCCACCAUCUACUGGAAGAAAGACAAAGUGCGAAUAGAUGACAAGGAAGACAGGGUCACUAUUCGAGGAGGAAAGCUCAUGAUCUCAAACACAAGAAAGACAGACGCUGGCAUGUACGUGUGUGUGGGCACCAACAUGGUUGGAGAACGGGACAGUGAGACGGCACAAGUAACAGUGUUUGAGCGACCAACCUUCCUUCGGAGGCCAAUCAACCAGGUGGUCCUAGAAGAGGAGACGGUUGAGUUUCGGUGCCAGGUACAAGGAGACCCCCAACCAAAUGUUCGCUGGAGGAAAGAUGACAUCGAUGUUCCUCGUGGGAGGUACGACAUCCGCUACGACAAGGACGACUAUAUGCUGAGAGUGAAGAAAGCCUCCAUUAGCGACGAGGGCACGUUCACCUGUGUGGCAGAAAACCGCGUGGGCAAGCUGGAGGCUUCGGCCACUCUCACAGUCAGAGCUCGCCCUGUUGCUCCACCCCAGUUUGUCAUCCGCCCACGGGAUCAGAUCGUGUCGCAAGGCCGCACUGCCACCUUCCCAUGUGAAGCCAAAGGAAAUCCCCAGCCGGCAGUUUUCUGGCAGAAGGAGGGGAGUCAGAUUCUGCUGUUCCCCAACCAGCCCCAGCAGCCCAACAGUCGCUUUUCCGUGUCGCCCGGCGGAGAGCUCACCAUCUCAUCUGUGCAGCGAGCAGAUGCCGGCUACUACAUUUGCCAGGCUCUGACUGUUGCGGGCAGCAUCCUCGCUAAGGCUCAACUGGAGGUCACAGAUGUUCUCACAGACAGACCCCCGCCUAUCAUCCGCCAAGGCCCGUCCAACCAGACCCUGGGGAUGGACAGUGUUGCGCUGCUGAAGUGUCAGGCAUCUGGAGACCCCAUCCCCUCCAUCAGCUGGCUGAAGGACGGGGUCAGUCUACUGGGAAAGGACUCCCGCAUGUCCCUGCAGGAGCUGGGCAGCCUGCAAAUUAAAAACAUCAAGCUCUCAGACUCGGGGAUCUACACGUGUGUGGCCACCAGCUCAAGCGGGGAAACAUCGUGGAGCGCUUUCCUGGAAGUGAAAGAAUCAUCGGCAGUGAUUGUCACAAAGAGCUAUGAUGAGAAUGAGCUUCCAGGUCCUCCGUCUAAGCCCCAGGUCACCGACGUUACCAAGAACAGCGUGUCGUUGUCGUGGCAGCCCGGGAUGACCGGAGCCUCUCCUGUCUCUUCCUUUGUCAUCGAAGCUUUUAGUCAGUCUGUGAGCAACAGCUGGCAAACCGUGGCGGACCACGUCAAGACCACCCAGUUCACCGUCAAAGGUCUCCGUCCCAACACCAUCUACCUGUUCAUGGUCCGAGCCGUCAACGGCCAAGGCUUAAGUGAUCCAAGCCCAAUGUCUGAACCUGUUAGAACACAAGAUAUAAGCCCUCCAGCCCAGGGAGUGGACCACAGGCAUGUGCAGAAAGAGCUCGGAGAGGUCAUAGUUCGCCUGCAUAAUCCCGUUGUCCUGAGUCCCACCACCAUUCAGGUCACAUGGACAGUGGACCGCCAGUCCCAGUUCAUCCAGGGUUACCGGGUUCUGUACAGGCAGACGUCCGGACUUCCUUCGCCGGGGGCGUGGCAGACCCAGGACGUGAAGGUGCCCUCGGAGCGCAGCGUCGUCCUGUCGUCACUGAAGAAGGGCAUCGUUUACGAGAUCAAGGUCCGGCCGUACUUCAACGAGUUUCAAGGCAUGGACAGCGAAUCGAAGACAGCGCGGACCACAGAGGAGGCUCCCAGCGCCCCCCCUCAGCAGGUAACCGUCCUGACGGUGGGAAACCAGAACAGCACCUCCAUCAGCAUCUCCUGGGACCCCCCUCCACCCGACCACCAGAACGGCAUCAUCCAGGAGUACAAGAUCUGGUGUCUGGGGAACGAGACGCGUUUCCACGUGAACAAGACGGUGGACGCAGCCAUCCGCUCUGUGGUGGUGGGUGGGCUGCAGGUUGGCCUGGUGUAUCACGUGGAGGUUGCCGCCAGCACCAGUGCAGGAGUGGGAGUGAAGAGUGAACCUCAGUCUAUAAUCAUCGGGAAAGAGUUCCGGGACGUGAUCAUACACGGAAACCGAAACAACAGCAUCACAGAGCAGAUAACGGAUGUGGUGAAGCAGCCGGCCUUCAUCGCCGGCAUCGGAGGCGCCUGCUGGGUCAUCCUCAUGGGCUUCAGUAUCUGGCUCUACUGGAGGAGAAAGAAGAGAAAGGGUCUAAGCAACUAUGCAGUUCAGUCCUUCACCUUCACCCCUGCAGUGACGUUCCAAAGAGUCGACGGCGGUCUGAUGAGCAAUGGAAGCCGUCCAGGCCUGCUGAACGCCAGUGACCCGGGCUACCCCUGGUUAGCCGACUCCUGGCCGGCGACCAGCCUGCCCGUCAACAGCAGCUCUGGAGGACCAAACGACUUGACGAAGUUUGGUCGAGGAGAUCUCCCCACUGGACAGGGAGAUAAAACGGGCACCAUGCUGUCCGACGGAGCCAUCUACAGCAGCAUAGACUUCACCACCAAGGCUAACUACAACAGUCCUGGUCAAACAUCCCAAGCCAAUCCUUACGCCACCACUCAGAUCCUCCACUCCAGCAGCAUCCAUGAGCUGGCUGUGGACCUGCCCGACGCCCAGUGGAAGGCUUCACUUCAAGCUAAGCAGGAAAUGGCAAACCUGGGCUACUCCCUGCCUGACAAGAACUCCUGCAACAACACCCUCCUUUUUAUUCCCGACUACCGAUUGGCCGACGGAUUGUCUAAUAGAAUCCCACACAACCAAUCACAAGAUUUCAGCACCACCAGCUCUCACAACAGCUCAGAGCGAAGCGGCAGUCUCUCAGGUGGAAAAGGAGGAAAGAAGAAGAAAACCAAGGCUGGAUCUAAACCUCCUAAAGCUAAUGGCUCCAACUGGGCCAAUGUUCCGCUGCCCCCUCCCCCGAUUCACCCUCUACCCGGCACAGAGAUGGACUUGUAUCCCAUCGAGCACCAUGACGGCGGAGGGUAUGAGAAUGACACCUGGGGCCCACCCAUGCCUGUGCAGACGUACCUUCAUCAAGGCAUGGAAGAUGAGCUGGAAGAAGAGGAGGAAAGGGUUCCCACACCACCCAUCCGAGGAGUGGCCUCCUCACCGGCUGCCGUCUCUUUUGGACAGCAGUCCACAGCCACCCUCACCCCGUCUCCCCGGGAUGAGAUGCAGCCCAUGCUCCAGGCCCACCUGGAUGAACUGACCAGAGCAUACCAACUGGACAUGGCUAAACAGACAUGGCACAUGCAGGGAGGCUCUCUUCCUCCCCUGGCACCAGCUCCGCCAGUGGGCUAUGUGUCGAGCACAAUGGUUUCCGACCUGGAGACUGACCUGCAAGACGAGGAGGAGGAAGAGGAAGACGAGGACGAGGAUGAGGGCUACGGAGCCAGGCAUCCCCGUGGUAUCGAGCACACACCAGGGUCUAGCAUGGACAACCUGGACAGCUCUUUAACAGGGUCCAUGGUGAAUGGGUGGGGCUCGGCCUCGGAGGAUGAGCGUAAUUUUUCCAGCCAUAGAUCCAGUCUGGGCAGUUCUUCCGAUGGCUCCAUCUUUACCCACUGCAGCUUUGCCCAGGCCCUUGUGGCUGCUGCAGACAAGGCAGGCUACCGCCUUGAGGGAACCAGCCUCAGCAAGAGAGGUAAAGGCUUGUCCCACAGGCCCCGUCCCAGCAGUCCAUUUUCAACAGAUGGCAGCACAGUCGGCACACACAGCUUGGGCCACCAGAGGGCCACCAGGCCCACCCGCAAACCACGAAGUCAAGGCACAACACCUCACCGGAGAGACGCUGGUGCAGACGACCUACCUCCCCCUCCUGAGCCUCCUCCCUGUCAGGGCCAGGGCCGCAUCCAGGGGACCCGCAGCGUAAACAGCAUGGCACCACCCACGGACAGGAAGGCUGCGUCUCUGGAGCGCACGCCCAUGUCAGGACCGCUCUGUGGGCCAGACGACAUGAAGAGCUCUAUUGACAGACAGAUGCGAACCUCUCUGGAACAUCACCGCCAGGCCCAGGACCGGCUGGGCUCCAUGGACCGGACGGACGAUGCCCGCAGGUGCCACAAAUCAGAGGAUGGGUGUGUCCCAUACAGCAAGCCGUCCUUCCCCUCCCCCGGGGGCCACAGUUCCUCUGGGACGGCCUCCUCCAAGGGGUCAACGGGGCCACGCAAGACCGACGGGCCGCGGCAACCACAACAGUGGACCGCUACGGAGCAUGCUGAAUUUCUGGGGGCCAACGGACAUGGAGAGUUAUAGUGACCCUCCUGGGCUCCCGUCCGGGCCAAUAAACUUUCUCCUCUUACCUGUGCGUUCUCAGAGGGGGAGGCGCGCGGCGGCGGAGGGCGCCACAGCGACGAAGCAGUUUCACAGAAAUGUACAUGUGAUGUAAAGUCACAAACAUACUGUACAUCUCACAAUGGUUUUGUCCUCAAGAAAAAUAUUUUCCACCACCUACCUUACUGUAAUUUUCUUU
This is a messenger RNA of Xiphophorus maculatus (southern platyfish), 5610 nucleotides long. It is a transcript of the gene robo2, whose product is annotated as roundabout guidance receptor 2. The coding region runs from base 657 to 5393 and encodes 1578 amino acids. Gene Ontology annotation, molecular function: protein binding. The record is from RefSeq and is a predicted model, not a curated record. Gene Ontology annotation, cellular component: plasma membrane; axon. The transcript is spliced from 31 exons. Lineage: Eukaryota; Metazoa; Chordata; Actinopteri; Cyprinodontiformes; Poeciliidae. Gene Ontology annotation, biological process: axon guidance; cell-cell adhesion.